Molecule: messenger RNA, 1809 nt
Organism: Beta vulgaris subsp. vulgaris (sugar beet)
Lineage: Eukaryota; Viridiplantae; Streptophyta; Magnoliopsida; Caryophyllales; Amaranthaceae
Exons: 7
Coding region: 179-1501 (440 amino acids)
Source: RefSeq, a predicted model, not a curated record
CUUUCCCCAUUUUAACAACAUUCUCUCUCCUCUUUCUCUCUCUUUUUUUCUCUCUCUCUACUCUUCACUACUUCUUCCACAUAUUUUGGAGAAAUUCUUCAUUUCAAAUUUUCGAUCCAUAAUUAUAAAUUUUAGUUGUUCUUGAAUUUUCUCUUCCACAUAUUUUGGAGUAAUUAAGAUGGAAGAUGAAUAUGCGAAAUUAAUUAGAAGGUUAAAUCCACCAAGAGUUGUUAUUGAUAAUAUUUCUUGUGAAGAUGCUACUGUAAUUCAGGUAGACAGUGUCAACAAGCACGGAACUCUUCUACAGGUUGUCCAAGUUCUUGCUGACAUGAACCUAAUUAUUAAAAAAGCAUACAUUUCUUCUGAUGGUGGAUGGUUUAUGGAUGUGUUUAACGUGACUGACUACCACGGGAAUAAGAUCAGAGAUCAAGAAGUCAUCAACUAUAUAGAAACGACAAUCGAGAGCAAUGCCUCACUUUGGCCUCCUUUAAGAGAUUCAGUUGGAGUAAUGCCCUCAGAAGAACAUACCUCAAUUGAGCUGACCGGGACUGACAGACCAGGGUUGUUAUCAGAAGUAUGUGCAGUUCUUAGUGAUCUCAACUGCAAUGUAGUAAAUGCUGAGAUAUGGACCCACAAUUCUCGAGCUGCAGCUGUCGUACAUGUCACUGAUUAUUCUACAGGGCAUGCAAUCAACGAUCCUAAAAGAAUCCUCACAAUAAAGAAACUUCUAUCUUAUGUUGUCAAAGGAAAUAGUGAUUGUCAUCAGACGGCUCAAAUGAGAGUUUCUCCUACUGGAACUACUCAUAGAGGGAGAAGGCUUCAUCAAAUUAUGUUCGAUGAUAGGGACUAUGAAAGAAUGGAGAGAAUAGGGCACUCGAGAAAUGAGAAUAAUUAUAGAAGGCCACAUGUGACAGUUUCAGAUUGCACUGAGAAGGAUUAUACUGUGAUAGUGAUGAGGUCUAAGGAUCGGCCUAAGUUGCUGUUUGAUAUCGUGUGUACACUAACAGAUAUGCAAUACGUUGUUUUUCAUGGCAUGGUCACCACUGGGAGGAUGGAAGCUUACCAGGAAUUCUACAUCCGACAUGUUGAUGGGCGUCCCAUAAGAUCAGAAGCUGAACGAGAACGUGUUAUGCAAUGCCUUGAAGCUGCCAUAGAAAGGAGAGCAUCAGAUGGAUUAGAGUUAGAAUUAUGCACUGAAGAUCGAGUAGGACUUCUUUCAGAUAUAACCCGAAUUUUCAGAGAGAACGGACUAACCAUCCGAAGAGCUGAAAUAUCUACAAAGAGCGGCAAAGCAGUAGACACUUUCUAUGUCACAGACGUGACAGGAAAUCCUGUGGAUCCAGGGACAGUGGAUUCCAUCCAACAACAAAUCGGACAAACCAUUCUGCAGAUAAAACACAACUCAUAUCAGUCCCCUAAACCUGCCCAAGAAACUACAAUGAGUUUCCUGUUCGGGAAUUUUUUCAAGUACCCGAGUUUACAGAAUUUAAAAGCAAAAUAGCUACUGUAUAGUCUUGUGCAGCAGUUGAAUUAGAAGAAUGUGCAGCAAAUAUUUCAGAUACCAAAACAGAUCAGCAGGAAGGGAAGUUGUACAUAAUAUGCAGGUAGGCAGGGUAAACAGAAAAGUUGUAUUUCAUGAACAUAUACAUUACCCCCAAUGUCAAUCAAAGUUAAAGGGGUUGGACAAUGUAAAUAUGUAAUUAGCUACAAGGUUGUAAAUAUUUUGCAAAAAGUACUUAUUAGAGUAACAGGUCUUCCGCAAUGUAAAUAUUAGGUUACUGAAUGUAUAUAUAUAGUGGCUUCUGUACA